AUGGAUAUCCAUAAAAGACAACUCAUCCAUAAAACGCCACCGCGCCGCGGGAAAGAGCGCGAACGCGUAUCUGCCCGCGCUCGCGGCGGCGCCGACGGCGAAGCAGUGCGCCGCGGCGAGCAGCGACCUGAUCGAUCGCGGGUGAACGAACGAACGCGUCGGUCAAUCGUGCGUCUCACCGGUCAAACGAAACGUACGUUGAAAGGGAAGCGCGGGCGAAGCGCGACGACGGGACGACGGGGAAAGUCUGGUCCUUAA
This is a messenger RNA of Micromonas pusilla CCMP1545, 258 nucleotides long. RefSeq lists its product as uncharacterized. The transcript has a single exon. The record is from RefSeq and is a predicted model, not a curated record. NCBI's taxonomy places the organism in Eukaryota, Viridiplantae, Chlorophyta, Mamiellophyceae, Mamiellales, Mamiellaceae. The coding region runs from base 1 to 258 and encodes 85 amino acids.